This is a messenger RNA of Parnassius apollo (apollo), 1239 nucleotides long. NCBI's taxonomy places the organism in Eukaryota, Metazoa, Arthropoda, Insecta, Lepidoptera, Papilionidae. The record is from the annotation of a GenBank genome assembly.
AUGGAUAAUCAAAACCCGCAAGAAAAAGCAGCACCAAUACAGUAUGUUCGAGGGACACGUGCAUUUCGUCAGUUUAAAAAUCCACCACAACCUCAUAUGUGUAUCCAAGAUACAAUAAAAGAUACUUCAGAAAAGUUAUACAUAAAUGUUUUGGGAUGGCAGAAAAUAGCGAAUCCGAAACAGUAUUCUGAUCCCAUACCAUUAUAUGGAGGGAUGCAGGUGCAGCAAGGGUGCGGACCAAACAGUAACAGGCCACCUCUUCUUGUGUUUGCAGUGAUGGUAAAUCCAGACAUCUUAAAGGCUAAUGGCAAGAAUGCUUCUAAUCCUACUGAUCGAGAAGCCUUAGUAAGCCUUCUUUGCGAUUUUGUGGAGGCAAUGAACCCUGGUUUGGUACUGGCUAGGAAUCCAGUCAUACUCAAAGAUAGAGAUCUAGCUGGGGAGCUGAAAGAUGUUUGGCUUGCAGUCCAGAAUAAGAGAGAAAAGGAAAAAGGAUUGAGUCAAGAUGUGAUGUACAAGGUCUAUGAUAUUGAUGGGAUUGGUAGUGAUGAAAUUAAUGAAGAUGAUAGAAAUAACUCUAGAGGCAAUAGACAAUAUGACAAUGGAUCACCAAAUAGAAAUCAUCAAAACAGUGAAAGAAAGAACACAGUUAAAUCCUCAAAACAAAUAUUGCUCAAUGCAGGUCAGAAGUCCGAAUUUGACUCAGGCAUGAACAACUGCCAAAUUAAUCAAAAUCUAGCACUUAGAGAUAAUAAAUGUGGGAAUACAAACUCCGAUACAACCUAUUGCACGCCGGUUUACGGUCAAAUUGUAUCCAGCCGGGAGAACCACUACCAAAUUAAUGACAUACAACAAAAAUUUGCAUCUAAUGAAACAACCAAGCCAUCAAGUUCAUUCAGGAAAGACUGGGACCCUGUCCGUUCAAAAACCGAGGGUUGGAAUGAACAGUCCUUUGAUGAUGUCAAAAAGCAAAAAUGUUUAAAAACAGACAAAUCAAACAAGCAUGUGAGUAAUGGAAAGACACAAUAUGACUUUUACCCUGUGUUUGACAAUAAAACUACAAACAACGACUUGGACUUGGUAAAAGACAGCGUGGCAGUUAAUAGCUUGUGUAGAAAACAGGAGUUAAACGAAGACAAUUCUAAAAUAAUACUAGACCCAAUGCAGAAAUUAGUUUUGCAUUCGACUGAUAAUAAAUUAUGUGAUAAUAAAACAAGUGCUCUCAGCUCAUUUAGCUCAUAA